AUGUCUACGCGUGGUAAACUUACUCCGGGACCGGUUGGCGUGAGCUGCUUGACCUGCAGGCGUCGGUAUGUGCUUGGAGGCCUAGAUUUACCCACACGCGCUGAUCCAAGGGCACGAACAAGCCACAAGAAGUGUGAUCUGCAGCGACCAGCCUGUGAUCGGUGUUUAAAAGGGGGCUACGAAUGUCUAGGAUACAAACACGUCAAGUCAAAAGGAUACGGCUACGAUCAACGCUUGCCGUCUGAUCAUACAAGUCCAGCUGACUCGAGUUCUGGACUGCUGGGAUCUUCCGCUCCUUCACUUUCUCCUCGUAGUGAUGAUGGUCCUCGCAGGGAUGCGAAUUUGUCGGCGGAUAUUACUGCAGUUUCAGAGGAUUUAGCCAAUAAUGUAACUUCCGCACAACCUGGAGUGGCACUUGUCCGGAAGGACCUUUCCAACCUCUUUUCAUUCUUUAAUGAGGAUGCCGUUAUUUAUGACACUUUUCCGCCUACAAGAUCUCAAACACAAGUUACCGAGAACGAGAUCCUGUCGCCACUUUGUUCCGCAAGCAAUCAACGACCUAUCUUUCCUACAAACCCUUUGCUAUUCCAACUCGCUUCUCCGACGUUGAAGGGAGUGCCUAUAUCACCUGAUGUUUGUGGCAUAGCCGAAUACGUGGUUUCGCAUUUCGGCCGUAUACUUAGUCUCACGUACUUCAGUCCAAGAGAUGAGAUUGAAAAGCUUCGUAGGAUGGCAAUAUGGCGCCUAUCGACGUGCAAGUUUUCUCGUCAAAGCAUGUUGAUAGAUGCCAAGGUUCAAUGGUCAGUCUUAAGGGGAAACCACUUGAUGCACGCCAGUGCGUUCACUCGUUGGAUCGAGGGAUUUGAACAGGCAGUCCGCACAAGACUCGGUACUCAUUUGACUGGCUAUGAGCUACAAGAGCGGCUGAACGACGUGUUGGAAAUGCUCCUCAUAAAGAGUCGUUUUCUUGAUUCUGCUACUACCUAUGGCCUAUCUUGCCGCUUCGUGCCUAACUUUCUCCAAAUGGUUUAUUCCGAUCCGACAAUGUGGUCGCCCCAGUAUGAUCUUACCCUAGUUUCUAUGGCGCAUAUCCUUGCAUGUUCUCGUUAUGGACCGGCAUUGUAUAUGCUCAUGGAUAUCGUGGGCUCUAUGGUAUACGGACUCCCUCAUCUUGUGGAUUAUAAUACGGACGUUGAGCUCUUUCAUCCCGAGUCUCACCCUGUGGAGUGGGUUGAUUGCUUUCCUGGAGAAUUUAUGAUUAUACUUGCCAAGAUUAAUACAUGUCGAGACCAAACAUCAACCGAAGAUUGGCGAACUAUCGAACAACGGCUAUUCUCAUGGAAGUCCCGGCCCCAAUUUGAACCAAAAGUACUAGAAUCAUGGAGGUCGGUUGCUUGGACGGCACUUCAAGAGACCUGGAGGCAGACAUUGCUUAUUUACUUAUACUUGGUUAGUUAUAAUGCAAAAAGUUAG
This is a messenger RNA of Rhizoctonia solani, 1473 nucleotides long. RefSeq names its product Fungal Zn(2)-Cys(6) binuclear cluster domain. The record is from RefSeq and is a predicted model, not a curated record. Gene Ontology annotation, biological process: regulation of DNA-templated transcription. The transcript is spliced from 5 exons. Gene Ontology annotation, molecular function: DNA-binding transcription factor activity, RNA polymerase II-specific; zinc ion binding. Bases 1 to 1473 code for a protein of 490 amino acids. Lineage: Eukaryota; Fungi; Basidiomycota; Agaricomycetes; Cantharellales; Ceratobasidiaceae.